UCUUUGUAUAUCGUCGGUCCCAUUCCCCAACCACCAUCUAUCACCCUCUUAUAUACACCGCUCCCUCCACUCACUCUCACUCUCUCUCUCUCUCUCUAUAUAUCUCCACUGUUUAUAUUCAAAUCUACAGUGGCAAUGAUAUAUGGGUAAAGUCACCAGAUGGUUUCGCGAGCUUCUGGGCUCCAAAAAGCCGUUUUCACCGUCGGCUAAGGAUAAGAAUAGGAGAAAGGCGACCUCUUGUUCCAAUUCCGGUGCCGAAAAUAGCGGCGGAGUUUCCGGAGAGCCUCGCAGCAGCAGUUAUGCAAAUGACGGUGUGGACUGUUUGGACGAUGCUAACAAGCACGCGAUAGCUGUGGCUGCCGCCACCGCGGUGGUGGCUGAGGCGGCUCUCGCGGCGGCGCAGGCGGCCGCGGAGGUUGUGAGGUUGACGAGCGUAGGGAAUGGGACGGCGGCGUUGGUUAAACGCCGCCGUGAUUGGGCUGCGGUUAAAAUACAGUCAGAAUUUCGAGCGUAUCUGGCUAGGAAGGCGUUAAGGGCACUCAAGGGACUGGUAAAACUUCAAGCACUCGUGAGAGGCCGCAUAGUCAGGAAACAAAGUGCAGAUAUGCUCAGGCGCAUGCAGGCAAUGGCUCGAAUUCAAGCCCGGGCCUGCGCGAGUCGAGCUUUAGUUUCUGACUGUUCUCACUCUAGUGACGAGGCCUCACAAACUCAUCGCCCUGGCAUUGCAUCUCGCGACAAACAUGACCUGCAACAACGUUCCUACAGUUCUACUCAUCGGGGGUCAAAUUUGAAGAGUUGUUAUUCCAAAUCGAAUAUGAAUGAGAAUGUAAGCAUGGGAAGGAAGGAUUUAUGCUCAAAAUGGUUAGAUCGUUGGAUGGAAGAACAUGCAUGGAACAAUUACGAGAAUUCUGACCUCAAGGACGGGGGAGCUGAUGAUGAGAAGAGUGACAAGAUACUCGAGAUUGAUACUUGGAAGCCUCGCCAGAAUUCACAGUAUUUUUCGGCAUGGAAUGACAGUGGGCAGGGAAAUAGAACCAACAACAACUCUAUGCCAAGCCAUUCUAAUAUGAAGAAGCCAAGCCCUAGCCUUUCUUCUGCAGAAGUCUCCUCGUCUCUAAGGUCGAUAAUAUUCCCUCAAGACCCCGAAAAGCCAGCUGCUGCAUGGACACUCGAGCACAGCCCGGGUUUCCAUUCUUUACUGUCUAGACCUGGGAGCAGCAGCGGAAGCCAAAGAGGAGGCCCCUUCGUCCCUAGCACGAGUACCACGUUCUGUGGCUACCCGAGCUACCCAAACUUCAUGGCUUACACAGAGUCAUCCUUGGCCAAAGCACGGUCCCAGAGUGCACCGAGGCAAAGAAUGCAGCUGAAGCUCGCAAAUGUUCUUCAUGACACAGACACAAUCUCAGAAAAGGGAUGGAGCUCUCGCCCUAGCCUCAGCAGCAAGGCUUAUCCGGGAUCCAGUCGCCUAGGUUGAGACACGACAAUCAGUGUCUUGUGAGGAUUUAGCUCGAAAUGUUUUUUGUUGCCAGCCAUGUUUCAUGUAAAUGUUUGAUGACUUGUACCAAGAUCCUGGGAAUAAUAUAUCACUCCCCAAAGUGUAUUAGCAACACUCCAAGUAUACCUUAAUCUACUCAAAACAGUUCUGUGUA
Ipomoea triloba (trilobed morning glory) is the source of this 1649-nucleotide messenger RNA. RefSeq names its product protein IQ-DOMAIN 31-like. Lineage: Eukaryota; Viridiplantae; Streptophyta; Magnoliopsida; Solanales; Convolvulaceae. The record is from RefSeq and is a predicted model, not a curated record. The transcript has 4 exons. Gene Ontology annotation, molecular function: protein binding. The coding region runs from base 143 to 1474 and encodes 443 amino acids.